AUGGCGGCUCAUAAUUCUAGUACACACUUGUCUACAAAAUCAAGUCCGUAUUUUCUGCUCACAGGCCAGGAAUUUAGGCUACCACUGGACGCAAAAUUAAGACCAAACUGCGAAGAUAUGGAGCUAGUACAGCGAUUAAGAAGGCUAGAGGAGAUUCGUGAAGAAACCAUCAAGAAUUUACCAGACAUUCAAGAAAAGCAACGAAAUUAUAGCAACAAAUCCAGAAUUCAACCUCCUUUCAAGGUUGGUGACUAUGUUCUGAUGCACCUCCCAAACCCAAAUCCUAACGUUUGCCACAAACUCAGAAUAAAAUACAGCGGACCGUUUAGAAUAGUCGAACAGAUCUCCCCAAGCAGGUACAGGAUCGAUACGGGAAAACGAGGAAAAGAUAAAUUUGCCAUAGUGCAGGCCGACCGGCUCAAAAAAUACACGCCAAGAUAG
Molecule: messenger RNA, 441 nt
Organism: Bemisia tabaci
Lineage: Eukaryota; Metazoa; Arthropoda; Insecta; Hemiptera; Aleyrodidae
Source: RefSeq, a predicted model, not a curated record